CAUGUUAUUUAUCAGGUUGUGUAAUGGGAUCAGAGUGCAGUGUCUACAAAGACUAUGAAUUAGAAGAGCCWAUAGAAUGUUCCAGUACUGAGUGGRUCCUUUACCCAGCACAUAGCAAAGACAACACUGCUGUACAGAGAGUCACUGUGUUUGUACAUAAGAAAAGCAAAAAAGAAAGAAAACGGGACAAAAAUCAGUCUGUAACAAAUGCAUAUCAGUUUUUAAAAGUUUUACGACAUCCUGGUAUAUUGAAAUAUUACAGCUCCUACGACAAUGCUGAGCUUGUUAUGGUUACAGAGCCAGUGGAGCCUUUAGMAAAUGUUUUGAAUUCACUUGAUGUGGAUGAAAUUAUUGCUGGYCUGAAUAACAUUGUUCAGGCAUUAGUUUUCUUACAUGAAAAGGGUGGUUUGUCACACAACAAUGUUUCUUUGUCUUCRAUAUAUGUGAGCAAUAAUGAUGGCAGCUGGAAGCUUGGUGGGAUGCAAUGUGUUUGUAAACCAGAACAAUUUAAUAAUAAGUUCCUUGAGGAUAUCAAGCCAUUAAGAGAUUUGAAGUCCAUUGCUCCAGAAGAACAAGCUGGCAGUGUCUCACUUACUGCACAAACACUUCACACUAUUGAUGCUUAUGGAUUUGGCAUGCUYGUCAAUGAUAUUCUGGAUUAUAGAGAUGAUAUAGGUGAAAAUGCCUUUUUAAAGUUUKCUGAUGUUAUUCAGAGCUCAUUCCUACAUCAAGACCCAAAGCUAAGACCUAAAUURUGCACUCUUUUGGAUGAAGAAUUUUUCAAGAAUGAUUACUUGGAUAUAUUAUCCUUCCUGAGUAACAUUACCAUUAAAUCAGACAUUGAUAAAGACAAGUUCUUCAGCUCUUUGGCUUCCAAACURCGCAAUGUCUCAUCUACUGUUAUAGCUACCAGGCUAUUACCUAAAUUGAUGUCAAGGUUUGUCAUGGCAGAAUCCAGUGCUGAAAAGGAAUUCUUGCCUCAUCUUCUAACGCCAGGCACUGCUGUCAUAGAGAAUGAGUCAGAGUCCAUCUUUCCUGUCUUAUCAUUGGAUUUAUACAAGAAAUAUUGUGUUCCUAUCUUGUUCAAACUAUGGGCAGUCAAGGAUCUUCAUAUUAGAAUCAUUCUAUUAAAAUAUUUCCCUCUAUUUGCCAAAGCCUUCGAUGUAGAAGAUCUCGAACAAAUCAUUUUACCACAGAUAUUGAUAGGUCUGCGUGAUACCAAUGAUACUCURGUGUCAGCUACAUUCUUUGCCCUUGCCAACCUGGUGCCAAUACUUGGUGGAGAAGUGGUAGUUGGUGGAGAAAGACAAAAGUGCUUUAAAGAGGGCAGACCUAAGUUCAGUCUUGGUUCAUCACCAAGUCCACAAAUCAACCAACAUAGGAAAAUAAGUUCAGGAGAAACAGGACGAAAGAGCAUCACCAAGAAGAAGAACCCUUUGCAUGCUUCUGAUGCACUAAACAUGCAAAGACUUCCCGAGUCACCCCCUCAAAGUAAGACUGAAUAUCCUUCCAAGACAAAAGGUGAAAAGGAAAAGGGAAGAAUUGGAAGAAAAAAGGACACUGAUGCAAAAAAGAAUGAAGUAAAAGAAGAAAGAAGGGAGAAAUCAUCAAGGACUCUUCUUCAGUUAGCAAAGGAACAUAGUGAAAGUGCCAGUACUGAAGACAAGGAGAAGACAGAAUCUUACUCAAUAACACAAGAGGAAGGCAGUGAUAAUGGUGAUGACUGGGAAGAUUUCCAGUUGGCAGACUUUUCCCAGAGCAUGGAAUCUGAUGUCCCUAGUAACAAUCCAAAACAGAAAACUUCUCCAUCUCGACUCGUUCCCAAGACAACUUACUCCAGCMACAAUUAUGACAUAAGUGACGUAGACUUUACACAAAGACGUGGGUCACAUGACUUAAUCACAUGGGAUAGCCCUGACAUUAUKGUCAGUCAAGCAAAGCCUAGCAGUGGAAAGGCUAUGAAACUUGGGAGUAAAAAAGCAACAGCUCCAAAACCCAAACCUAACCCUGGCAAUCUUGGACAGAUGUUUGAAGUACCUGAYAUAAGCGUCAAAUCGAAAGAACCAGACUUCUUUGCUGAUAUGCAACCUAAAGUUGAGUUUCAGAGUUAUGAUGGAGGGAUAGGUGGGGCAAAUGCCACAAGUGGUUAUAGCAAGAAGAUGGAUGUUGCUGCAACAGCACAGGUUGGAGACGACUGGGAGAUUGAUGACUGGUCAAAUUUUGAUUGAACAGAAACUGUGAAGCCCCAACAGCAAACUUKCUUCUCAAGUAAAGAAUUGUAGAUACAUUGCAAUAGGAUUUCAAAUGCAAAUCGUCUGAGUUAUAGUGUAAAGAUGUUUUAGAAAUAUUUUUAAAUCAUGUUACAAUUGCACAUGAUUGCACACAAUAACAAAUAAUUUAUCAUAUUUAUGUUCGCUUACAUGACUCUUCUAAUAUGGAAAGACAAUAAUGAAAAGAUAUUUUUUUUGAUAAAAGAGAUGUAUAAUUUAUGCAAAAUUAAAUUCUUACAUUUUAAAGUUUAAUUCAGUAAGAAUGUAAGGACCAGGGUGAAGCAAUCAACAAAUUAAGCUAAAAAGUAUUUUAUCUAAGAACAAUGAAGAGAAAUGAAAUUAAAAAAUGUUUGAUUUGAAG
Exaiptasia diaphana is the source of this 2631-nucleotide messenger RNA. RefSeq names its product protein-associating with the carboxyl-terminal domain of ezrin. Lineage: Eukaryota; Metazoa; Cnidaria; Anthozoa; Actiniaria; Aiptasiidae. The record is from RefSeq and is a predicted model, not a curated record. Gene Ontology annotation, molecular function: ATP binding; protein kinase activity. Gene Ontology annotation, biological process: protein phosphorylation.